This is a messenger RNA of Cryptomeria japonica (Japanese cedar), 3630 nucleotides long. RefSeq lists its product as uncharacterized. Gene Ontology annotation, molecular function: zinc ion binding. Bases 224 to 3229 code for a protein of 1001 amino acids. Gene Ontology annotation, cellular component: nucleus. The transcript is spliced from 9 exons. Lineage: Eukaryota; Viridiplantae; Streptophyta; Pinopsida; Cupressales; Cupressaceae. The record is from RefSeq and is a predicted model, not a curated record.
UCUCAAAUUUUUUACUAUAAUUUAAGUUGUUUUUAUUUUCUCAUUAUACUAGGUCAUUUUAAGCCAGGUCUGGAGUUCCAUUCUCAACUAGCGUUGCUUUCGCACCUGAUAACCCUUGAAAGAAGCAUUCAGCUUGUCGAGGUCAAAGAUCACCUCGAUAAGAGAAGAGAAGGGGGCAUGGGUUAAUGGUAGCAGCAUCAGCGAGAGCGACAGUGAAGUUGGAAUGCGAAACAGAAUGGAUCGGCUUACAGUAGAAAAGUCGACUUCGUCUCCACCGACCCCAGCAGCCAGUUCUGCAGGAGCGUCAUCACCUGCUAUACCAGUGAAUUUUGGUGGCAUAGAGUGCUCUGGUGUGGGUCAGGGUGCAAAGGCAAGUAAUUUAUCAGGGGCUGGAUCUCGACUACCUUGGACUUCUUUAAGCAUGGGUGGAGGAGGAUCAACAACUGCAUUAUCUGAGCCUUCAUGUAGACCUUGGGAGAGAGCAGAUUUACUGAAAAGGCUUGCUACUUACAAACCUGCAAAUUGGUCUGGAAAGCCCAAGGUUGCCAGCUCAUUGGCAUGUGCAAGGAAGGGUUGGGUCAAUGUGGAUGUUGAUACAAUUGCAUGUGAAGCAUGUGGUGUGCAUCUCAAUUUUGCAAUGUCCUCAUCUUGGACAGAUGAUAAAGCUCAGGGUCCAGGCAAAAUCCCCAGCAUCUUGGACAUCCCAGGGACUUGGGGACUUGCUCAAAGCACUGGUGAAGCUUUUGCAGAGCAACUACAGAGUGGCCAUAGAGGUACGUGUCCAUGGAAAGAAAAUAGUUGUUCGGAAAGCCUGGCACAGUUCCCUCCCACCCCUCCAUCUGCACUAAUUGGAGGUUACAAUGAUCGGUGUGACGCACUUCUACAAUUUUCAUCCCUUCCAGUGGUGUCUGGUUCUGCUAUUGACUGGAUGAAGCAUUGCAGGGGUCCACAAGUAGAUCGUCUUCUUACCAAUCAUCAACCAGUUACUAUCAGUGAGUUCAGUGGUAGAGCUGACAAUAUGCCUGGAGCUGAAUUAUCUAGGGAAGAGGUUGCAAGCAUUUACUAUCAGGCACAGAGGCUGAUAAGUUUGUGUGGCUGGGAACCCCGCCUGGUUCCAAAUGUCAUAGAUUAUGAAGAGCAUUCUGCUCAGUCAGCAGGAAAUGCAAUUUCUUGUGGUCCUGGUCAGGAUCAAUUUCAUCCAGCCUGUGAUGCGGGCCCUAGUAUGUUGUUGUAUUCACGGUCAGCACAACUAGAAAAGAAAGAUAAUUCAAAGAAAAAGAUUUCUAUUUCAGAGUCUAGAUGCAGUCCUGCAUCAGCAGUCCUCGAUUGCAGCCUUUGUGGAGCCACUGUUAGGAUGUGCAGUUUUGUUACAGUUUCUCGUCCAUAUCGUUUUCUCUCUAGUUUGAAUGACCUUCCAGAGACUAGCAAAAAGUUUGUGUUUACACGCGGAGUAAGUGCAGCAAGUGGAAUUGAUGGAUUAUGUGAUGUUGACACAAUGGAAAGGGAAAAUUUUGAAGGCCGCGAUGAGGCAGAAGAGGCUGCAACUACUGGCGAGGGAAAGUCCCACUCAAAUGUGGGCAUGGACUUGAAUUUGACUAUAGCUGGAGGACCUGCUCCCACAGACUUUGACCCUUCUACAAUGGCUUUGCCCCAGGAAGAUCCUAUGCAUGACAGGGAUCCAAUGCUGCGGCAGCCUGCUGGCAGUGAAGUUGGUGAUCAUGCCGCAUCAUAUGAAUCAUGGGGUCCUCGGACCCGUAAACGUAGUAUGGACGAAGGUGGAAGUACAGUAGACAGGCCGGUGGGUAGGCUUCACCAUGCUGAUAGUGCAGAAGGUACUGUAGUAGACCGUGAUGCUGAUGAAGUGAAUGAUGGAAGUCAAUAUUCUCAUGGACCAUCUAAGCGCACACGGACAACAGAGAGCAUGGCCGCAGAUCGAGUAUCACAUUUCAAAGAUGUUUCAUACCCAGGUCCCAGCCAUUCAGCAGCAUUUGAGAGAGACAUUGAAGUUGAUGGUUUGAGCCAUUCAAAAAGAAAUAUCAUGGAAGCAUCCUUGCUGGAGGGAAAUCACCAGAGAUAUGGUAGCCAGUCUAGGAAAGAUUCAGCUCGUGAGUCCUCUGUAAUUGCAAUGGAUACAUGCUACCAUAGCUUGCAGGAGAAUUCUAUGGAAAGUGUUGAGAAUUUUCCAGCAGAUGAUGAUGAUGUCCAUGGACCACCGGCUAGCAUGGAUAAGAAUGCUGAUGUAAAUGAGAUUUCAGAAUUGAAUUUCAGCAUACAAGCCCAACAGAGCACAUGCCUACAGCCAGAUGCUGGACGUGAAGGAGAAACAGGCUUGAGCACUAGUGAUGAAGGAGAUGGAACAUUAAAUGGUGAAAAUGCUACUUUCGAACCCCAAGGUGGGUUCAGCUUGGGGAUAAGUGGAGGAAGUGUUGGAAUGGGUGCCAGUCAUGAAGCUGAAAUUCAUGGGGCAGAUGUGUCUGUCCAUCGAACUGAGAGCAUUGUAGGUGAAGCUGAUCAAGUGGCAGAAGUAACAGAAAAUCAGGGACAAACAGGUGAAUUUGUUCCUGAUCGUAGAUUAAUGGGUGAGUUUGUGCCUGAAGCAGAAAGGGAAGAUAUUCACGGUGAUAGUCAUGAUAUGAUGAUGUCUCAUUCAGUGGGUAGGGCUUAUACUGGGUCUAAAAUUGGGGAAUCAAAUGAAGGAGAAUCAUUGGAAAGUGGCCAGAAAAGCAGUCAUAGAGAAGGCCACGAAGAGCAAGAUAACCAAACACUUACAAACAAUGCAUUAAUAUUAAGUUUUGAUCAUGGCGGUUCUAAAGAAGAGGUGACAAAUGCUGGGAAAGGCUCUUCUGCUGUAGAUAAUGUUAUUCCAGGAUCUUCUUGUGAUAAUAUCAACAGAACAGAAAAGCAGCUGAACAGGGGCAUGCUUUCUAAACAUGCAGCUGGAGAGUUUGAUCCCAUUAAACAGCAUCACCAUUUUUGUCCAUGGGUGAAUGGCAAUGUUGCAGCUGCUGGUUGUAGUAGUGGUGGUGCCAUGGCUCUCUGUGGAUGGCAACUUACUAUAGAUGCUUUGGAUGCAUAUCAUACACAAGGUCAUAUCCCGGCAGCAACCAUGGAAUCUGAGUCGGCAGCAUCUUUGUACAAGGUUUUACUUAUAACAGUUGUAGCAUUGAAUGCAAAUCUCAGGAUGACCAAAUUACUUCAGUACACAAACUGUUGGGUAGACACUCGAUGACAAAAAACUGUGGCCAUAGUUGAAGGUUCACCAUGAUGAGUGUUUUGAUUUUUUGAUUUUAAUUUAUUUUGUUCUAUUAAUUAUGACAAAUUCAUCUCUUACAGUUUUAACUGGUAAGUUACCUUUAGUAUCAAUGUGACAUUAAUCUGAUUGGUUGAGUUACUGAGUUCUUAAACCUCCCUUUGCAUUCAUGGCAACAUAAGCACAGUUUAUGCUGAAUCCUUGCCACCUGAAUUGUGCCCAAAUUCUGUAAUUAAGUGCUCUGCAUUUUCUUAAUGCCAAAUUUUGAAGGGAAGAUAACAAUUUGUAUUUAUGGAUAUUUAGAAAUGACUGCAAGUCCCGUAACAGAUUGUUAUUACAAAGUUGGCAUUUCUGUGCUUUUUACGGAGUGUUUAUGCUUA